AUGAGGAGCUUCAGGAUCCAGAGAGGAGAAGAGACCACCAGUGCAGUGCCUGUCGUGAAAGAGGAUGAGAAUGAUGGUGAAGACGAAGUACUGGCUGUGGUGUCUGGUGUGCGGCACCCCUUUAAUGCUGAGCAACGUGUUGGCCACCUACCAGCUCAACCCGCGGAGCUAUGCAGAGAGCAGAAGCAAUGGACGGACAUCCGCAAGGUUCCUCGACCCAUCAAUGGCGACUCCACCUGUGGUGUACCUUCCGACAGUCCCUCCCACCCUGCGACUAACCACGACAUCAACUAUCGCACCGACUCUGCCACCAACAACCAUAACCACCAUGCCACCAGUGACAACCACUUUGGCACCAGUGGAGACCACCACUCCAGUGCCGGUCAGUACCCAAAGCGGCUCAACCACCACCAUCAGUCCGAGCUACCAGAUUCUCAGUGCAGCAGCCGCCUCUUGGACCUGGUCUUCAUUAUCGACAGUUCACGUAGCAUUCGCCCCAGUGAUUUUGAGAAGGCCAAGGUAUUCCUGGCGCUCAUGGUGGACACGUUGGGGGUGGGCUCGGAUGCCACCAGAGUAGCCGUGGUCAACUAUGCCAGCACGGUCAAGAUCGAGUUCCUGCUCAAAGACCACUUCAACAAGCUUGACAUGAAGAAGGCCAUCUCUCGCAUCGAGCCCCUGGCUUCCGGCACCAUGACGGGCCUGGCCAUCAAAACUGCGGUAGAUGAAGCCUUCACAGAAGAGUCUGGAGCCCGGCCUCCGUCUCGUAACAUUGCCAAAGUGGCUAUCAUCGUGACGGAUGGAAGGCCUCAGGACCACGUAGAGGAAAUCUCCGCCACAGCUCGUGCUGCAGGCAUCGAGAUUUACGCCGUCGGGGUGGACCGCGCAGACAUGGACUCUCUGAAGCUGAUGGCCAGCUUGCCUCUGGAGGACCACGUUUAUUACGUGGAGACCUACGGCGUUAUCGAGAAGCUCACCUCCAAGUUUCGGGAAAACCUGUGCGGUCUGGACCCCUGUGCCCUUGGGAAUGACUGCGAGCACAUUUGUGUCAACAGCAAUGCUUCCUUUUAUUGCAAGUGCCGCACCGGUUAUAUCUUGAAUGCAGACAAGAAAACAUGUUCCAGGACACUGGUGAAGCCAGUGGUGGCAGAAGAUCCUUGCAAGUGUGAAGCCAGACUGGCUUUCCAGAAGCAGACGCAGGCUGCCAUGCAGAAACUCACUGCCAGACAUAUCCUUCCUGUUGUAAACAGCACAUAA
Corythoichthys intestinalis (scribbled pipefish) is the source of this 1254-nucleotide messenger RNA. It is a transcript of the gene matn3a, whose product is annotated as matrilin 3a. Bases 1 to 1254 code for a protein of 417 amino acids. Lineage: Eukaryota; Metazoa; Chordata; Actinopteri; Syngnathiformes; Syngnathidae. Gene Ontology annotation, molecular function: calcium ion binding. The record is from RefSeq and is a predicted model, not a curated record. The transcript is spliced from 5 exons.